CUCCUCUUCCUCCUCCCCUUCCUCUUCUUCCUCCUUUUCCUCCACCGGGCGCGCGCAUCCACCGGACCAAAAUCAGCAUACUCCUCUUUUUUCAGAGGCAAAGAGGUAAAAAAAAAAACAACAACAACAAAAACCGGGAUGCAAUCCAGGACAACCGGGAUUAAAAUCUAGGACUGAUACGGUUCGCAGAAUCCGCGCGCGGUGCUGGACCACACGGACGGUCCCUGAUAAAGAAGAAAGAAGUGCGCGCGCGCUGUUUCUCUCUUUGAAGUUACAACCGGGACUAUCAUAUUUUUUAUACCUUCAAACCGCAUCCACGCGCCGGCUUUCUUUCCGUUUUCCGUGCUCAGAAGUUGGAUGCGCGUUAACGGGUUCAACUUCAGUUGAAGUUGGAAGUCGGUGGACUUACAGAAGCACUGCUGCUUUUUUUCUUUUGGAAGAGGAAUAGACUAUACAUAUUUUGACCGGCUUCUAUAUGAGAAGGAGUGUGUUAUUUCUAUUUGAGACCAUCCAUCAGUUCAUCCCUCUAUCUAUCAAUCCACUGAAGCUCCGCUUUACAUAAGAAGAAGAGAAGCCCCCUCCCUCCCAACUGGAGGUGGGCUAGCCUACAGUUUUACCAGUUUUACGCACGGAUAUAUUUAUCAGCGUUAUGUUUAUUUAAUUUUUUAACCGCUUUCCAUAAGGGAUCCUAUUUUGGAGGUUUGGACUGCAUGGCGCAUUCCACCCAAACUCAUCACUCCAGGGCGUUCAGGUCUGUGAAUGCUUUCUGCUUUUAUUUUGUUUGUCUGUUUGAUUAAUCGCAAUCAAAUCGAUUUGGAGAAGCCGGAGAAGACUCGCGCUUGCACGGGAUACUAUACUGCGCGAAAGAGCGGUACUGUACGGGUUCUGUACACUGUUUUUGUGCAGAUGUACCUUCCUCAGAGGUACAGAAUGAUCCUUCAGCUUCGAGAGGUGGCAAAAGGGGCACCACCCCAGUGACCCUAGUUUAUUUUAUUUUAUUUAUUUAUAUUUCUACCAUUUUUGUUUUUUUUUUGGCUUGGGAGAAACUUUUUUGUUUUUUGGGUUGUUGUUUUUUUCGGCUCCACCAACAACAGAUACAUAUAGGUGGAUCUGCCAGCCUGCAAGCAUCAUCUUCAUCAUCCUCAUCUCAUCACAUCACAUCGCAUCAGAUCUGCCUCUCCCCAUGACCGAAACCAUGGCUCUGAGUGGGAACUGCAGGACUCAGCCCACGGCCAAUAAAGACCAGGGGUCCGUCCAGAACAGCUUCCCAGACGUGAUUGAGCUCAACGUCGGGGGGCAGGUGUACUACACCCGCCACUCCACCCUGACCAGCCACCCAGCUUCCUUCCUGGGCAAGCUGUUCUCCACCAAAAGUAACGCGUCCAACGACCUCGCCCGGGACCCCAAGGGCCGCUACUUCAUUGACCGGGACGGUUUUUUGUUCCGCUAUGUUCUGGACUACCUCAGGGACCGUCAGGUGGUUCUGCCCGACCACUUUCCCGAGAAGGGCCGCCUGAGGAAGGAGGCCGAAUACUUCCAGCUUCCCGACCUGGUCAAACUGCUGACGCCCGAGGAGCCCAAGCCCAGCCCAGAGGAGUACUUGCACAGCGACUACGAGGACGGCUCUCAGGGCAGCGAUCAGCGCGCUUGCCCGCCGCCCUCGUUAGUACCAGCGGACCGGCGGAGCGGCUUCAUCACGGUCGGCUACCGGGGAUCGUGUACGGCUGGACGGGAGAGCCAGACGGACGCGCGCUUCAGGCGCGUUCCGCGGAUCAUGAUCUGCGGCAGGAUCGCCCUGGCCAAGGAGGUCUUCGGGGAGACCCUGAACGAGAGCAGGGACCCGGACCGGACCCCUGAGCGCUACACGUCCCGCUUCUACCUGAAGUUCAAGCACCUGGAGCGCUCCUUCGACAUGCUCUCCGAGUGCGGCUUCCAGAUGGUGGCGUGCAACUCCUCCGUCACCGCCUCCUUCGUUAAUCAGCACACGGACGACAAAGUGUGGUCGAGUUACACGGAGUACGUCUUUUACCGUGGUCCGUCACGCUGGUCUUCACCACCCUGCGACUGCUGCUGCAAGGGCCACAAAGGUGACGGCGAGGGCGAGAGUGGCACAUCCUUCAACGAGCUUUCCACCUCCAGCUCCGAGAGCCACUCAGAGGCCAGCUCCCCCCAGGGCACGGUCAUCCGUGGUCCCGUGAGCCGACAGACGCACGUCCAGACGCUGGACCGCCCACCCAAGAAAGGCCCCGUGCAGCACCUUUUGCAGCAGCAGCAGUCCGAGCAGCGUCGCAAGAGUGACCUCCUCCGCACCCUCACCGCAAGUGCCCGGGACACCAGCACCAGCAAGAAGCGCCCCACUAAGGAGAAGAUGACGGUGGAGGAGGAGCUGGAGAAGUGCAUCCAGGACUUUCGCAAGAUCAAGAUCCCGGAGCGCUUUCCAGAGCGCAAGUACAUGUGGCAGGCUGACCUGUUGCGCAAGUAUCGCCUCUGAGGAAUCGGGGGGCACUGGGACAACUUUUGCCCCCAAAUCAAAUCAAAUCUAAGCAGGAGUACAAAGCUGUGAGCUGUGAGUUGUGUCGGCGAACGCAAAUCUUCACUACUGCCUCGGACUCUUCUGUGUUCUCAGAUCUUGUUUGAAACGUUGAAACGAUUGAUUCAAAGUGGGAUUGAAUCGCUUCUAAGAAGACUUACCACUCAAGUUGACAUGAAGCUUCGUUAGUUUACGUGGACCAGAAAACAGAAAAAGGCAUGGUUUUCCUGGAAAGCGAAAUUUCCUGGUGUUUUUUUUUGCGUCCUGGUGGUUUGUGGUGUCCUCUUUUCAGCUAGCACGGAUGAGCACAAGUGUAUAUCUGUCAUUGACCUCAGCAUGUCCGUGGCGCUAGCCGUUGCGUUCAGGUGGCCCAAAGGUCGGAUGAAGAACGCACACCCGUAUCAUAAAUAAUUCAUUCUGUCCCCACAGUGCCCUCGCUAAAAAUAGCGAGCUGGUGCCUGGUGGCGGACGUGAGAGCCAGGUUUGAUUUCAACACUUCGGGAAGCACAGAAGACCAUGUGUGAUCCCCCGACCCCUCCUCCGCUUCAUUUCAGCUUUCCCUUGCUUCAUCACCAAACCCCGGCUAGAGUACCUUUCCAUUUCUGUCCCCUUAUCGGCCUCUAUAUAGACUUAGUCAUGGUGUAAAAAGGGUUAUGCACAGUAGUUGGAAUCUCUGCACAAUCCCCCCUUUACGUACUGAAAGCGUGGCCUGACCUGUAUUGAUCCAAGUGGGAUAGUUUUAAACGAGAUAAGUGAGGACUUAGGCUGGAGAUAUACUUGCUGUUUGUUGCUGCAGGAUUCGACUUCCACUAGAGGUCUCCACUUGCUGUGGGCGCAGAUAGUCGUUCGUCAAAAACCUUUCUUCACAGCAGUGCCCCUAGUGUUUUGUUAUGUGUACUGCACAUUCACGUAAUGCAGUUUACGUUAACUUCCAAUGAUGUGCAUGUGCCACUCAAGGAAGGUCAAAACUUAGCCUGUGCAAGUAAUGCAUAGUAAACAGCAAGUAUAUGUCUAGCAUUACUGUGAAGAAGUUAAAUAUAUUAAAAUAAAAUGUGGGGUUGAAAUGAAAAAAAGAAAAAGAAAAAAUAAUAACACACUGCCGUUUACUUAAACACUUAAACACAAAAACACACACAAAUGUCAACAUAAGGGCAAUGCACAACACUGUCCAAAACUGCCACUGAUGACAGCACUGAGCAAUGUCCAAUGGAACACAUUCAUAUCUGACAGAGUGUGGUAAAUAAUUAUCAUUAUUAGAUUUUACUUCCUAUUGGUUGACCAACUACAAGAGACAGAUCACAUCUAUGUUUAUUCAAAUGGAUGUAAUCCAUAACCACUUAUGACUUAUAAUUACUUACUUAUUAAUAACAGCAGGGUUGGUGUAAUGUUUGUAAAAUGAACAACAAAAAAAGUGUUUAAUCUAACGUCAAGUGCAAUGAAAAAUCACUAUAAAAAAUAAAACGACAAAUUAUUUAAACAGAACUUUAUUUUUGGUGAAAUAUAAUACAUAUUUAAAAAAAACAAACAAAUAAAUAUAUAUAUAUAUAUACAUAUAUAUAUAUAAAUAGUACAAUGACAUGCCAAAAGCUGCGGGACGGGAACUAAUGUUGCGUCCCGUGACUUUUGCCACGUCUCAGGUAAGCUACAGAAUGCUGCACUGACCUAAAAGGUGAUGUAUGUGAAUUCCGAAAUUCUGGAUGUGACGCAUGGACAGUUCUAGCCAGAUGCCGCCGGUCGCGAUCAUUACCGCUCACUGCCAUGAGCUGUCCACUGUGGGUGGUAAUGCCUUCUAUGGUGAUGAUGGAAUGUCCAAUCCAUCUGGUCCACGAAGAAAAGAGCGCACUUCACUGCGAAACGGAGCGCAGUGUCAUGCUCGAACAGUUCCCAGUGCAAUGUAAUUAAUUAAUUAUGACACACCAGUUGAAGCCAUGCUCUGAUUAAGAGGUUUAUAAUGGUUGGAGAGAGAGAGUGAAAAUGUCAACCGUCUAUUAAUCAGUGGUGUAAUUGAUUUUAUGCUCUUUCAUUUGAGGCAUGAAAUGUAAAAAAAAUACGUUUGACUCACGACUGGCUCUGUUGAGCCUCCUCGGCAUCGCUGAGGUUAGUAGCUUGGAAUAUCAAUCAUCUGUUGGUAGCACAAGCAAGCAAAGCAGUAUGCUGUUUUUUUUUUUUUCAUUUUAUGUGUAGUAUUUUCCAUAUCUUUUUUUUAUUAGCCAGUACAUUUCUCUAGAUUUCACAGAUAACAGAUAUAAAACCACAAAACAGAAGAAAAAGUUGAUAAAGUAUGGAAAGUGCAUUUUUUUUACAGGUUUCUUGUAUUUAUUUUUGUUUUAGUUUUAUUUGAUUGCAGAGAACAGUAUGACCCCAACAUGUUUCAUUCAUUUAUUUAUAUGAUUUUUUUCACUUAUAUACCCAUUCUUGCAUUCCAGGCCUGCAAUACAUUUUAAAUAAUAUUAAGAAGGUGCAAUUUAAGCAUAUGAACAAAGGUGUCAAGUAUUGCAGUACAAAUACUUUAUUACUUCAUAUUUACUUCAGUAGAAUAUUUGGUUAUCUAUACUUUACUGGAAUAAUUAUUGUUCAGAUUAUAUAUAUUUUUUUACAUAUUUAUCUGAACUUUCUACUCCUUACAUGUAAAAAAAAGCCAAUAGCCAAAUUACUCCUAUUUCAUUUCAGCUUGUUUUAAUUUCAUCAUUUUCUCAUCAUUCAAAAAAAUAAAAUGUAUCCAGAUAAAUCUCUCCAUCCAGAUAGAGAUAGAACUUCAACUUCAAGCUCUUGAAAUGUCCCAACUAAAGUUAUUUAGUUAAUUUUAAUAUAUUUGCAUUGUACUAAAAUGCAUUCAUAUUUAAUAGGCACAUAUGCAGCCGAAAAAGGGAGCCUAGUGAAUCCCAAAUUUUCAACAUUAACAUUUGAAUAUACAUUAUAGUCAUUUUGGCUUUAAGAAAAUGUGUUUUAGGGGGUGGGUACUUUUACACUUUUGCUUUUUUUUUGUAAAAGGCUUGAGUUGAUGCUUCAAGUUCUACAGAAGUAUUUUAAACCUUAGUAUCCAUACUUCUACCUGAGCAAUGACACCUUUGCAUAUCGUCGCUGUCCAAUAAAAAAGUCCUAAUGAGUUGAUUGGGUAAUUGGCUGUGCAAAAUGGGGAGAAAAUAGGAAAAAAAUGUAAAUAAAAUUCUAAAAAAAAGUUUAAAAAAGUAAAAGAGUUUACUUCAGGUCAUUUUGAAGUAUUUCUAUUGGUCAAUUUAUUAAGACAUUUCGGCAUAGUGUAAGAGACAGUUUGUUUAAAAUAUGUACUAAACAAAAAAUUGGACAGCGACGGUAUGAAUUAGAGAAAUAAAAAAAAAAAAAAACAUGGCAUUACUCUGGUCAGCUAAUGUGGUCAACAUUAGGCUUCUAAUUUUUACCAUAAAAUGUAGUAAUAAUAUUAAUAAUAGAGCAAAAUACUGAAUAGUUCAACAAGACAAUGCCAAACCAAAUGCUGCGUGCAUUUCAAAGGCAUAUAAGGCUCUAGAAGAAGAGGUUACCGGUACCAAAUAGAAAAUAAUUUGAGAGAAUUUUGAAAUUAAAAAAUGCGACAAUGACAACAGUGUACUAUUGCAUGGCUUAGAAUGCGAUUGUAGGAAGAAUGGGUCUGUUGGUUCAUACUGUCUGUAUUCAAAUAAAACUGAUCUAAAGAGUAAAAACACUGUAUUUCAUAAAACUUUUGCAGUUUCCUUACAUUUCCAACUUUUGUAUUCUGAUUUAGGGUUGUAAACCUAAAUGAUAACCUCUGUUAAGGUGAACAGCCUCAUACAACAUAAAUAUAAUACAUAUAGUACAUUUUACCACUUUUACCUCUGCAAGUCAUAUGAAUGUAACAAUACACAACAGAGCAGAAACUGCAUGGCGCAUUGUGUUUGAAUUCAAAUGUUAUUUAUUUUAUUAUUAAAGCAAGGUUAAAGAAUGUUAUAGACCAUACCAAAGGAACAGAGAGGGAUGGGCAAAGAUCUUAAACUCUUAUUUAGCUGGCGUUAGCUUACAUUUUUCAGUCCCUGUCUGUAUAAUUUAUUUAUUUAUUUAUUUUAUUUUUUCAUUGAUCCAGAUUAUAUGAUGGCACAUCACAACAUUCAGCCUCGAUACUGCCACCUACCCCAAAACCUAUAACUGGAGAUGUUCUUUAGAAAACUCUCAAGAUUAGAUGCUUUAUUCAGGCCUUGAUUAAAGCUCAGGCCUUGUGACUAACUGAUGAAGUCAUACACCAAGCAACAAGCAUAACAUUAUGACCACCUCCCUGUUUCUACACUCAUCGCUGCUACAUUAUCUGAGCAUAUACAGUACUAGAAGCAUCUUGUAGUUCUAUCAUUACAUACACCUUAAAUUGCAGUCAUUUUGCUUCUCUACAUCCAUUUUCAUCUUGUUCUUCAAAUUUCAGGACCCCACAGGACCACCAGAGAGCAGAGGGUGUUAGGACCCGAUGUAGACUUACUCCCCAGACCCUCUGCCAGACCAAAUACUUUAGUUUUUAUUGGAUAGAAAUGAGGAAUAUGGCUUCAGGUUGAUCAAUACCAAAAUAUCAAGCAAAACCAAGUCGAACAACUGUUACCAAAACAGGUGAAAAGGUAGUCAAACAAAAUGACUUUCACCCCCUACAUUACCCCAAUGAUAGAUGAUGCUGUUCCAGGUCAGGAAAGAGGAUGAGCCAUCUAAACUAUGUAGAAGAAACAUAUAUGACAUUUAAAAGGUGUUAAACAAACCAAAAUAUGUUUUUACUAUAUUUUAGAUUCUUUAAAGAAGGCACCUCUUGCUUAGAUGACAGCUUUGCACAUCUUGGCUGGAUUUUCUCAUUCAGCUUUAUGAGGUAGAGUCACCUGGAAUGAUCAGUUUUCAGUUAACAGCUGUGCUGAACUCGUCAAGAGUUAAUUACUUGAAUUUCCUGCCUCUUAAUGUGUUUGAGAUCAUCAGUUGUAAAGUUGUGAAGAGAUAGAGUUGGUUGGUAUACAGUAAAUAACCCUAUUUAAGUAAUGUUCUAAUCCAUAUUAUGGCAAAAAAAAAAAAAAAAAAUAACUGAGCCUGAAAAUAAAGAAAAGAAAAUACACAAAACUACGCUAACUCUCUGUCAACAAAACAGGAGAAAAAGUAGUCAAACAAAAUUGCACUCACCUGCUACUUUACCCCAAUGAUUCAUGGUCUUUUUCUAGAAAAGGCUCCAUUGGUGGCCACAAGAAAAGUAUGAGUGGACCAGGCACAGCAGUGCUGCUGGAGUUUUUAAACAUUGUUUUGUUACUUCUACCUUGUAGUCAGAGACAGAAGCUCUGAAUCUGUUGAUGCACAUUUUGUGUUGGUCAUCGAAUUGGUAUACAGUGAAUAGACAUAUUUUAGUAAUGUGCUAUUCCAUAUUAUGGCGAGAACUACUCAACAACUUAAAGAUAAUUGUAAAAGUCAGUAUGAAAGAUUUUAAGAGCUUUGAAAGUAUCCUCAAGUCACAGUCACAAAGACUAUUAAAAACAUUAUGAUGAAACUGGCACCCAUCAGGACCUUCCCAAAAAAAGAAAAAAGACAAAGAGCUACUUCUGUUGCACAGGAUAAGUUCUUCUAGUCCCUCAUUGGUGGUUAUAGUAUGCAGUUGAACUAUUCUCAGUCUAGAAGUGUUUAAAAACUCCAGCAGCACUGAUGUAUCUGAUCCACUCGUACCAGCGUGGAUCACAGAGCGGCUCUGUGGUCCAUUAAAGAAACAUCAGGACUACAGACUGUAAUUACAGUAUGAAAGAACUACAAACAGCUGGAAACAAAUGUUGGUCAUAAUGUUAUGCUUGAUCUGCGUAGUAUACGUUGCACAGGCUCCUAGAGAAUCGUCAGCCGCCUUGAUCAUUCUAUAACAUUCCCAUCUCAUCAAUACAGCAGCGAUCUGUGAUUGGCUGUGAGUAGCUGUGCACAUACAACUAACUGUAUAAUCUUUUUGUACCAUCAAAGUAUUUCAGCUACUUUAAACUUAAAAAAAAGCACUGCAGUCUGUGAAUACUGUAACAUAAUAGCUCUAUAAAUCACAUGUAAAUAAAGUGUAGAAUUGAAAUUGAAAACGAUAUAAAAAAAGAAAAAUGAUAUAUUAUGUCUUAUCUGCACAUAUUGCCUACUACCAGUGAAAGGUACUGUAAUCCCUAAUCCACGAGGAUGUGAAUUAGAUCAAGGGUUAAUCGGAUGCAUAAUAAAACAAAUGAAAAAAAAAAUAAAAACAAUGACUAAGAACACUGAAAAAAAUGAUGAGUAAAAUUUACUUAAAAAAAGUUUCGCAAUUUUCUGCAUUUGCUUUUUUUAAGUACAUUUAAUUUCAGAUACAUUUAAGUAACUUUAACUCGGUUUCAAGACUUAAAUGUUACACAGAGUAAAUAAGUGAACUGAACUUCAUUCAAUCCUUUCUUUUAGUAAACUUUACUUUAUUUAUUUUUGCUGAAUCAAUCAUUUUUAUUUAGUAAACUUUACUU
Messenger RNA from Astyanax mexicanus (Mexican tetra), 8982 nucleotides. RefSeq names its product potassium channel tetramerization domain containing 16b (gene kctd16b). The transcript has 2 exons. Gene Ontology annotation, cellular component: postsynaptic membrane; presynaptic membrane. Gene Ontology annotation, biological process: regulation of G protein-coupled receptor signaling pathway; protein homooligomerization. NCBI's taxonomy places the organism in Eukaryota, Metazoa, Chordata, Actinopteri, Characiformes, Acestrorhamphidae. Gene Ontology annotation, molecular function: protein binding. The record is from RefSeq and is a predicted model, not a curated record. The coding region runs from base 1184 to 2491 and encodes 435 amino acids.